AAGUCUACUAUAGGCACAAACAUAAAUUAUAUGUGUUAGGCACACUCACAAAAAAUUUUAAAAAAAUAAAGAUAAAAUGGUUAAAGUGGAAUUGAUGUGACAAUUUUAAUUUAUUUUUAUUUGUAUGUGUGUGUGCCUAAAUCUUGUGCUCAAAUGAGUGUGCCUAAGCAAGUGUUUCUCCCCUCUCCCUUUCAGUCUCGAGACAAAUCAGGUUUCGAUGAACGGAAUAAGACAAAGAUUGUUGCACACGCUGCGCGUCGAUGGCCCAUCGGCAGCGUUGAAGAGGACAACGAGGAAGUCAAAGACAAAGGACCAGUUCAUCCUUCCGGUCCCGGAAUCAUUAUCCUAUCUUGACACCGCCUCCAUGCCUAUGAUCGUCGCUGCCGUUGGCAUUGCAAUUUUCGCCAAACUCCUCAUGAUGUAUGAUGAAUCCAGAUCCCAAGAGUUGAUUGAGCGUGGGAUAAAGAAUGCUCCACCGGGUCAACAUCAGGUUAGAAUGCUCUCCCUUGAGGAGUGGGAGAAGGUUCGAGAACUCCCACCUAGAACUCCAUUUGAGUCAAAAUUUUCCCGUCCCAAUUCCAGAAUCAGAACUGGCGAACCAUUGCGUCUGGAGGAUUUAAAGGAUUGGACAAUUGAUGUUUUCAUGUAUGGUGUUGCCAUAGCUGAAGAGUAUGGUAAACGUGAUACUAAGUAAUGCAACAUGUCAUAAAUUGGAAAACAUGUAACCAGAUGCAAAAUGGUAUUUCUUUAUGUAACUAUGUUCUUGUAUGCACUCUUAAAACAAUAAAGGAUAACUAGUGGUGUACAGAUAUGUGAGCAGAGACUUUAACAAUUAACAUCAUAAAGCAUUUAACUUAGGCAAGACCAAGCCAAUAUGUGCAUUAUCUUAAUUUGUAGUUAUAGAAUCUAAAGUUGGAUAGCAGGUUUGACAAUUAAUACAUAAACGUUGUAUUUAGUUAGUUUGUACGCACAACUCAAACAAUAUUCAUUAGUUUCUCAACAA
Molecule: messenger RNA, 1003 nt
Organism: Trifolium pratense (red clover)
Lineage: Eukaryota; Viridiplantae; Streptophyta; Magnoliopsida; Fabales; Fabaceae
Exons: 3
Coding region: 218-694 (158 amino acids)
Source: RefSeq, a predicted model, not a curated record